AUCGAAUGGUUUCUGUUCACAUUCAACAUCUCUAUUUUAUCUUUUUUCUUCUUCUCCUCUGUCCUACUCCUACCGGAUGAUAUUGCUGAUCGACGAAAAUUACAAUGCAUGGAACUACUGCUUCGAUUAAGCUAUGAAUAUUGUGGAAAUUUUGUAGAAAUAUUUUUUGGUCCUAGAAUGCGAAUUAAAUUCACGAGAUUUCUUGUCAACAUACCAUAUCUAAUUAGAACUCAGAAAUAUAAAUCACUCAAAAUAACUGACGAAAAAAUUGGAGGAGUGCCAGUCAGAAUUUAUCAACCAGAAAUGCGGAAAAAUCGCAAAUGCAUUAUAUAUAUUCAUGGUGGCGGUUGGUGCAUUAUGCAACCAGUGUACUAUGAUGGCUUUCUUUGUCCAUUGACAAAAAAAAUGAGUACUACUGUGAUAUCUAUAAAAUACCGUCUCGCUCCUGAAAAUCCAUUCCCAAUACCUUUAACAGACUGCGAAACCGUUUACCGCCAAUUGAUAAUUAGUGAUUAUAAGAAAUACGAUAUUGAUCCAGAACAAAUUUGCUUAAUGGGAGAUAGUGCAGGAGGGAACUUGGGAACUGUUAUUAUACAACGUCAACUUCGAAAAAACCUGUCUCUUCCAAAGUGUCAAGUGUUGAUCUAUCCAGUAUUACAUGCAUUUAAUUUCAAAUCGCCAUCAUAUCAACAUUAUCACCAAAAGUUGCAUGGUACAUCAUUAUUGAAUCCUCGAAUGAUAGCUCGAUGGUUCUUAUCUUAUCUUGGCAUACCUGCAACGAAAAAAAAUGUCAAUCAUUUGCUCAAUAAUGAUCAUUUUCUCAAUCAAGAAUCGCUAUUUUUAAUUCACAAACUUUUUAAAAUUGGUUAUAUUUUUUCUAAUUCAUUUUUCAUUCAGAUAUGUAAAUUGUUUGAUGAAAAUGGCUACAAUCCAGAUUUCGCUCCAAUUAUGGGAAAAAAUUUAGAGGGCAUGUGUCAAACUCUGGUUGUCACCGUUGGUUAUGAUAUUUUACUGGAUGAGGAAAUAAUGUAUAUCAAAAAAUUAAGAUCGUAUGGUGUUAAAGUGCAUUGGAAUCAUUACCCUUCUGCAUAUCAUGGAAUUCUUAAUAUGCCAAUGAGUAGCCUCAAGAAAAAGAUAACUGAAGAGAUCGCUGCUUAUUUAGAGUCUAAUUUAUGA
Messenger RNA from Dracunculus medinensis (Guinea worm), 1176 nucleotides. The record is from the annotation of a GenBank genome assembly. NCBI's taxonomy places the organism in Eukaryota, Metazoa, Nematoda, Chromadorea, Rhabditida, Dracunculidae.